Messenger RNA from Dibothriocephalus latus, 795 nucleotides. The record is from the annotation of a GenBank genome assembly. Lineage: Eukaryota; Metazoa; Platyhelminthes; Cestoda; Diphyllobothriidea; Diphyllobothriidae.
AUGACAUUUGUGCCAUUCGAGCAGUUGGCCGCAAAGUAUGGAAUGCCAUCCGAGCAAGGUACGUGGGCCGGGAAAUUCAAAUCCACGGACAUUCAGUACACGCUGGAACACCUCGGCGGUGAGGGAAAACACUCCGCACAAGCUGUGUGGACUCCAGUUGGCUGCUAUCAACGAGAAGUAACUGCAAUAGUUAUUCCAUACCGAAACCGUUUUUAUGAUCUAUCAGUCUUCAUCAACCAUUUAACCCCGAUAUUGCGACAUCAACGUCGACGGUACACAAUCUUUCUGAUUGAACAGGUAAAACCAGAGACUUUCAACCGAGCUGCACUUUUCAAUAUUGGAUACAAAGAGGCCCUUAAAACAGCCAGUUACAGUUGUUUUAUUUUCCAUGACGUCGACCUUCUACCCGAGGAUGACAGGAUGAUCUACGGGUGCGAGGAUCACCCACUGCACAUGACUGCACUGGUUGACAAGUUUGGUUACCAAAUGUUCUACGAGGACAUAUUUGGUGGGGGAGUAGCGAUGACGCGAACGCAAUUCCAGAAAGCCCUGGGAUACCCAAAUACCUACUUUGGAUGGGGCGCCGAAGACGAUGACAUGUCUGCGCGACUCAACUUCUCCAAACAAAAGCUAAUGAGACGCAACUUUACGUUUUCUCGGUACAAGAUGAUAAUGCAUAAGAGGGAUACGGGAAACGAAGAAAACCCAAAGAAGUACGGAACAUCUUCCAUUAUAUUGUGUUUCACAAAAAUAACGCUUCAUAUUGCUGAAGAUAUGAUCAAAGUAGACAUGUAA